AGCUUUGUUGCUCCAUCUCUUUCGCACACACGACAAAUGGUCCCCUAGCCCCGACGAGGCGCCCACUUCUCACCCUGAGUAUACGCGUCAGAUGUCGGAGAGAGCAGCGGGAGACGCAGGGGCUGGACAGGGAAUGCAACCAGACGAGGACAUGUCGGCCUACAAGGCUCGGCUCAUCGCUGACCACAUUUGCUCCUCGCUCCCGCCCUCUGACGGCCAUGAGGAAGGCGGGAAGAAGAGAAGACCGCUCUUCGUGGGCAUGCAGGGGCCGCAAGGCAGUGGCAAGACGACUGUGACGAGCAUGGUAGCAGAACGGCUGAAGGGCAAGGGGCUGAGCCCUGUUGUCAUGAGCCUGGACGAUCUUUAUCUGAGCCAUGAUGAGCUUGUCGAGCUCGCUCGAAACAGCCCCACAAACAAGCUUCUCCAUGGACGAGGGCAGCCAGGAACGCACGACAUGCGCUUGGGUUCAGACGUUCUUCGAUCGCUGUCCACCAUCAACGGCGAUCAGACGACCGUCCUGCUCCCCGUAUUUGACAAGUCGCUUCAUGCGGGCCAGGGAGAUCGAAGCAAAGCAACCGUCCGCGUGUCGUCUCCGGUGGAUGUCGUCAUAUUUGAAGGCUGGUGCCUCGGCUUUCUUCCUAUUCCUCCCCAGGAGCUCGAGAAGCGGUAUGCAGGGGACAUUGGUGCGCGGAAGCAGUACUUCUCUGCACACCAAUUGGCAUCGCUUUCCGACAUCAACGAGCGGCUCCAGGCCUACACCGAGUGGUAUGGCUAUCUCGACGCCUUUGUCCAGCUCGUUCCCCGCGACAUCAAUGAUGUCUUUGCAUGGAGGCUGCAAGCCGAACACAACAUGAUAUCCUCGGGCAAGGAGGGCAUGACGGACCAGGAAGUCCACGAUUUUGUCGCUAGGUAUAUGCCAGGCUAUGAGCUUUUCAGCUCGGGCGUGAAUGGGAAAGACACGCCUUGGUCGGGCAGAGGGAUGGCCUUGACAAUUGAUGCCAAUCGGGAUGUGUUGUCGGUGGAAAGAUUCUAAGCCGCCCUAGGAGGGUUUCGCCACAAGCACGACUUCCGAGUAGCAUAGACACUCCUCUCCGAAUAGAAUUUUGCUCUAGCGGAGCAAUCCUGAAAGGC
Molecule: messenger RNA, 1131 nt
Organism: Acaromyces ingoldii
Lineage: Eukaryota; Fungi; Basidiomycota; Exobasidiomycetes; Exobasidiales; Cryptobasidiaceae
Product: P-loop containing nucleoside triphosphate hydrolase protein
Exons: 3
Coding region: 152-1033 (293 amino acids)
Cellular component (GO): cytoplasm
Source: RefSeq, a predicted model, not a curated record